UUAGUCUUGUCGACUUCUUUGGCUUGUUUUGCUUCUGGGUUUUGAAGCUUUCUGGUUUUUCUAUAUCUUACUCUGUUUUGAAUCUUAGAUUCUCUCCUCCCACUUGUUUCGAUGGAGUUCUCUAUGUUCUACACCAGAAUCAGUUUUCUCAUCCUUCUUAUUCUUCUCUCAUCCCCUUCUAAAUUCAUCCAAAGCCCAAUGGACUUUGGUCCUUUGAACCUUCUCCCGUCUACAGACACAGCAGCUCUGGACUUUGGGAGAAUCUACUUCAACUCCCCAUCUGCAGUUCUAAGGCCUCAAUCUCCCAAAGAGAUAUCUCUCCUUCUCAACUCUCUUUCUGGUUCUUCUUUCAGUAAAGUUACAGUUGCAGCAAGAGGAGCUGGACACUCUAUCAAUGGCCAAGCUCAAGCCCUGAAUGGCAUUGUUGUUGAAAUGGAUUCACUUCCUCCUUCUAUCAAAAUAAGAAAGCGAGUUGAUGGGGAGAGUAGUCCUUCUUAUGUUGAUGUGAGUGGAGGAACUCUUUGGAUAGACCUCUUGAAGGAAACCUUGAAGGAGGGCCUUGCUCCAAGGUCAUGGACUGAUUAUCUCUAUCUUACCAUUGGUGGGACACUUUCUAAUGCUGGAAUCAGUGGGCAAACCUUUAAAUAUGGCCCUCAGAUUAGUAAUGUCCUUCAGCUAGAUGUGGUAACAGGAACAGGAGAGAUUGUGACCUGCUCACCAUCCAAAAAUUCUGAGCUCUUCUAUGGAAUUCUAGGUGGGCUUGGCCAAUUUGGAAUUAUUACAAGUGCAAGGAUCUUGCUCCAAGAUGCUCCACGGAAAGUGAAAUGGGUCAGAGCUUUCUAUGAUGAUUUUGAUAUUUUCACCAAGGACCAAGAGCUAUUGAUUAAAAUGGAAAGCAAGGUUGAUUAUUUGGAAGGGUUUAUAGUUUUAAAUAAGGAUUCACUGCAUGGCUCCUCCAUUUCCUUUCCCUUUCCUGCAAAUUUGGCUUCCAUUCCACAGUUCAAAUCAGAUCCUUCUAAAGUUUACUACUGUAUAGAAUUUGCAGUCAAUGAUAAGCCUGACAAGUACACCAAUCUUGAUCAAGUUGUUGAAGAGAUAUCUAGCAAACUGAGCUUCAUGCCAUCAGUUCAGUACAGUGUGGAGGUGUCUUACUUUGAUUUUCUCAAUAGAGUUAGAAUGGAGGAAUUAAGUUUGAGAGAGAUAGGGCUUUGGGAUGUCUCUCAUCCAUGGCUGAACAUGUUUGUGCCCAAGUCAGGGAUUGCCCAGUUCAGAGAUUUGCUGUUGGAAAACAUCUCACCAAGUACCUUUGAGGGCCCCAUCCUCAUAUAUCCAAUCUCAAGGGACAAGUGGAAUUUGAACAUGUCGGCUGUAUUGCCGGAGUCGGAUUCCGGCGAGAACACACUAUACAUAGUUGGAAUUCUCCGGUCGGCGAACCCUAACAGCUGCUCACAAGAAUGCCUACAAGGCUACCUCCGGCAAAACCGUAAUAUUACCGACAUAGCUACCGAUCCUACGGCUGGAAUUGGUGCUAAACAAUACCUAUCCCACCACACCAAGAAAGAACAAUGGAUGGAACAUUUUGGCGGAAAAUGGCAACAGUUUUUGGCGCGAAAGUCAUCUUUUGACCCUUUGAACAUAUUGGCCCCUGGUCAGGCCAUCUUUAAGAGGAGAUACAGUAUGAACCCUACUACUACUACUACUCCUCUUACUCUCUCUUCCCAAUGAGAGAAGGAAAAGAAAGAAUCUCUUGGGAAUUUCUUAUUUCCUUCUUGAUGGGGUCUUUUAAGAGAGAAAACAUGUCUUCUUUCUUUCCAACACAUCAUGUCUCUGAACAGAACAAAUUGUAAUU
Messenger RNA from Telopea speciosissima, 1849 nucleotides. RefSeq names its product cytokinin dehydrogenase 3-like. The transcript is spliced from 5 exons. Bases 112 to 1725 code for a protein of 537 amino acids. NCBI's taxonomy places the organism in Eukaryota, Viridiplantae, Streptophyta, Magnoliopsida, Proteales, Proteaceae. The record is from RefSeq and is a predicted model, not a curated record. Gene Ontology annotation, molecular function: FAD binding; cytokinin dehydrogenase activity. Gene Ontology annotation, biological process: cytokinin metabolic process.